Messenger RNA from Lutzomyia longipalpis, 906 nucleotides. RefSeq lists its product as uncharacterized. The record is from RefSeq and is a predicted model, not a curated record. Bases 114 to 692 code for a protein of 192 amino acids. The transcript has 4 exons. NCBI's taxonomy places the organism in Eukaryota, Metazoa, Arthropoda, Insecta, Diptera, Psychodidae.
AUUGUGGGCAGUAUUUGUAAAACCUUCUUCAUGAAUACAAUAGUAGCUUAAUUUUAUUUACAGAAAAAAGCCUUUUUUUCCAACGUGUUGUUUUUGCUAAAAAUUAGGAGAUAAUGUUAAAAAUUGUGAUAAUUAUAGCUGUAGGAAUUGCUCAAAUCUCAUUUUUUGUCAGCUCUCAGACUGAUGCGAAUCUUGAGGUCAAUAAUCAAAGGUAUUGCUUCCGAUUCACAUGGCCAGGUCCGCAAUUUGAUGCAGAUGGCCCUAUAAUGAAUGCAACUUGCACAGAUCUACUAAAUGGCGUCUCAGGAAUUCCUUGUCAUCACCCUCUAGCUGUUACAAACAAUAGCAAUGUUCCAGAUACUCGAGCUAUAUGGGAAGAGCAUAAAAAUGAUCCAACGCGAAUUGCAUGCAGAUUGACACGUGGAGACGUUUGUGUGAAAUAUACUUAUUAUUUCAAUCAAGCAGUACAGAACAUUUCAUAUUUCUGCACGAAGGUGAACAUUGAGGAUGUCGGAGCUGCUACAUCCGGAUGCUACACAGAACUUCGCAACGGGAGGGAGAUUGAAGUUUGUAUAUGCGAGAGUAGACCAGGUCAACCGCCCUGCAAUGAUGCGACUAAAAAGAUCCCCCACGCCGUGGGACUUUUUGUCGCAGGAUUUGUCAUCGUCCUGCAACAGUGGGCGCCUAUAUGAUUUAUGAACUCUUAUACGUUAGCACCAUCUACCCCCCUCUCUAUGCUCAACUUCUUCUCCACCGUCGUUUUUUUUCUCUCACCAUCACCAUCACCAUUCCCACCUGCCUUGUCGUCCCUUUUAGCACAUGCACAAGAGAAACCCAAUAUUUAUUGCAUGAUAAUCUACCACGGCGCCAAAGGUAGAUGGGAAUAAAUCUUGAUUUUAUACCGCA